CCCCGCGCAUCCCGGGCGGGGCGCGGCCGCAGAUAGCCCGCCUCCCUUCCACCGUCUCGUCGCCCGCCCGCAGCGGCCAUGGGGGCGCGGCUGGGGCGACGGGCAAGGGCAGCGGCCGGCUCGGAUGCCCCCGCGGCAGAGGGCUCCGGGCCCGCGCCCUACGAGCGCCGGGUGCGCUGGCUGCGAGAGAUCCAGUCCAUGCUCCGUGAGCGGCGACCGGAGCGCGCUCGGCAGCUGCUGCGCCUCCUGCGCCAGGACCUGGGCCUUGAAGGGAACCUCCUCACUGACAUCCUCUACAGGAACGUGGCUUUGCUUAACCUGGUGGACCCCAUCUCCCAUGACUUGCUGGUGAACCUGGCCCGGGACCUGCAGUGCCCCAAGAAGGACCAUGAGCCCUGGAAGUCCUCCGAUAAGAUCUGUCGGCAGCUCAUCUACCACCUCACUCCUCACUCCAAGCGAAAGCCCCACCGGAAAACCCAGAACAGCCUCAAGAGCGGCCUCCAGAAGACUCUGCUGGCAGGGGAGACUGUGGACCUUUCUGGUAUCCCGCUGUCUGCCCGGGAUGUACAGCACAUAACCCGCUACCUGAGCAGCCACGGUGUUGAGCUGGUGGUCUUAGACCUGAGCUUCACGGAGCUGAGCGAUGAGCUGCUGCACCUGUUGCUGCCCAGCCUCUGGGCUCUACCCCGCCUCACCCAGCUGCUGCUCAAUGGCAACCGACUGACUCGGGCUGCUGCGCGCGAACUCACGGAGGCUAUCAAGGACACCGCCAAGUUCCCCGUGUUGGCCUGGGUCGAUCUGGGUAACAAUGUGGACGUGUCUUCACUUCCGCAGCCCCUGCUGGUUGGCCUGCGGCGGCGACUCAGUCAGCACACCUCACUCCCCACCAUCUAUGAGGGUCUGGACUUCGAGCCUGGGGGCGGCACGGCUGGGACCACAGCAGCUGUCUCCACCUGGGGCUCUGCAGCAAAUGAGCCCGGACUAGAGCCGCAGGGUUGUUGUGCUAGGUGACUAAAUGGUCUGCUUCACUGGUACUGACUGAGGUCUUUUAAGAAUGUGGUCCUGGGGGCUAACGAUCUCCCACAGAGAGACAGUGCAAAUACUAGACUUGGGGUGAAGUGGGUGGAAGAAGGGUUUCAUGGGAGACAGGCCAGCCAGCCCAGGCUAGGGCUCCACACCGCACCCAACAAAGAGAGGAUCCAGCACCCAUAGCCCAGACCUUCCAGAAAAGGAUGCUAUCGAUCCCUUACCUCAGGCUUCUUCCACUGCAGACUUCAGACUGCUGAGCUCCAGGCUUACUGCAGAGGUAGGAAAACCCCACCCGCCCGGAGUGGGUGGAUCACAGCCGUGCUGAUGUCCCCUUAGCGCUCACUGGCAGGGCGCCAUGGAAACCAAGGUGUAGCGGUCAUGGAUUCAAUGGUGUGUACUCAGGAGUGCGAGGAGGCAUGAUGUUUGCGCAGCAUUUGAGCUCUCUACGUUUGGGGGCUUCAGGGGAGCAGGCUGGGAGUCACAGACGGGCAGAGCUCUGCACGGAGCCCCACAGCAAGUACAAUCAGGUCCCCUCAGUGUGCGCUGGGCUAUGGACAAGGCUUCACACAGCAAAGGCAAGGCCACAGGGGUUCUAAGGGGGUGGCUCUGGGUUUGUCUCCCACAGGCUUCCUGUACAGGGUGAGGAGAUCUGGCUGACUGGAGAUGAGCUGUGUUUCCUCUAGUUCUGGGGUCACACAGCAUGUAAAGGGGUGGAGGUGGGUCCAGCUAGCAUCAGGAGUUCUCAGGGGGGCAGAACAGGCCUAAGGGUCUCUCUAUAGAGAGUUGCUAUCUUCCUAAAAUCCCUCAAGGGGGAUUCUCAACUAGAAACCUAAUGUCUGACUGCUCUCACUGCCUGUUUAGGAGACUAGAGGUUUUAGCUCAAGCAGUAGAGAGGCAGAGCAUGUGGGGAAGGGACUCAGAGAAGCCCUGGGUGGGAAACCAGUGGCCUAAGGCCUCUGUGUAGAGCCAAGACUUAAGGCCUGGUGGCAGUGGAGGGCAACCUUAGCGUUAGGUAAAGGCUUGGGGUUGGAGGCUCACCCUGGACCCAUGUGCCCAGAGCCCGCUAGCUCUGACUCCCCCACCUCACUGUCUGUCUCCAAGUGGACUAUGGACAGUAUUUAGCCCUCCCCCCCCAAAAAAAAAAAACACCAGUUCCAGCACAUCCCCAGAUCAGUGGCCAAGAAGGGAGAGGGCUGGAUUACAUCAGCUGCCAGGCCUGGCAUGGAGGUCCGAGGAGGGAAAGGAUUUCACCUCAUGCUCCACAGCUUUAGACACUGCCUACCAAGGUGCAGUGAGGAGAGCCCAGGGCCUCAGGCUCCGCUCUGCACUCACUGGAGGACCUGGCUCGGCUUCUUUGGGCCUGGACCCAACAUCCCCCUCUCUGUUAAACAGAGCUUGCUGCCCUGGAUCCUGGCACUCAGUGCUUCAUCUAGAGGUACUACUCUGGCCUCCGCCCCUCCAACCCCCAUCCCCCCACCCCCUCGUCGCACUUGUUUUACAGACAUGGCUUGGAGUUAUAGAACUUUCCCUGUGCCUUACACACCCAGGACAAGGAGCCAGGCAAAGCCGAGUGGGGAGUCUGGGUCAGUGGAGAAGGAAGGGAGGGCCAGCUUUGGGCCUAGCAGACUGAUAACCCUGUCACAUGCUCAGGCAGCUGAGUUCUCCCUGUAAUUCUUUGCUGCAUGAAAUUGGUGCUCAGGGGCACCCCUGGCCUUCCUACUCUCUGCCCACAGCUGGUCUGAAGCCAGCCCACGAACCUUUAGAUAUCACCGUGCGGCGAGAUUCCUCCCAGGAUGAUGUGUGAGGGUCGGAGCCAGGUGUCCCGGCAGCUUCCAGGCAAGUCCAGGUGGCAGCAGAUGGCCUCAAUGUCUCCACCUUUUGGAGGCAUGUGAUGCAAUAGCUGAACCAGAUCCUGAGAGGGCUUAGGAGCUGUGGGCGAAGUUGGCCUUGCUGCGACGCAAGUGGUCCUGGCUUGUCACCGAGUUCUCAUGACUACCAGCGGGGAGAUUCCAUGGGCAGGGACAGAGAUUUCCAGAAGUGAGGGAGGGCUGUGUCUUGUCUUUGUGCGACUGUAACAGAACACCACAUCCUGGUAACUUAUAAACAACAGAAGUUUAUUUAGCUCAUGGUUCCAAAGGCUGAGGAGUCAGAAGGAAGGGCUACAUCUGGUGAGGGCUUUCUUGCUGUGUCAUUAUAUGGCUCACAGGCCAAGAGAGUGUGAAAGGAGCCCCAGUGUGACAAUAAGGACUUCCCUGAAUGAGGCCAGAGUCCUACUGACCUAAUCACUCUUUAAAUCACAUCUCCUACCUGUUGGGCUUCAAUGCAUGCACUCUGAGGGAGGCAUUCAAGCCUGUAGUAUGCUUCACUCUGUGGCUUGGUGGUGAGGAGAGCAUCAGCCAGGAGAGAAGGAAGCAGGUGGGGCCUUGCUCUGGUGCCCACUUGGGAGACAUACAAAUCCACCCAUGGUCCAGACCCAUCACUUCUAUCAGGGUGGUCCAUUUGGGAACUAAGUACAAACUCCUUCUUGUCCUACUGAAGUGAGGAAGAAAUGAGGUUUGAAAAGAGCAUGCCAUGUGAGAGGAAUGGGCCAGCAUGCUGUAGUAUCAAUAGUUCACCCAGGCGCUUUGUAUGGUGAGGUUUGGCAAGAUAUAGGCUGAAAACACAUCAAUCAUCUGUCUGUCUAUCUGCUAUCAUCUGUCUACUAUCACCUAUGUAUGUAUCUAUCUAAUCUAUUAUCUACAUCUAUAUAUCUAUUAUCUGUGUCUAUCUAUCUAUCUAUCUAUCUAUCUAUCUAUCUAUCUAUCUAUCUAUCAUCUAUCUAUCUAUCUAUCAUCUAUCUAUCUUAGCCCUGAGAAUUGGCCUCUGACCCUGGAGCACACUUUUUCACUGCACUGAAUCCCAGUUCUCCAUUUAUUUACUUCCUUACUUAGCCAGAGUCUUGAGAUGUGGCCUAUGCUGGGAUUGAACUGUCAAUCAUCCUGCUUCCACCUUCUGAGUGCUGGAAUCGCAAGCCUGUGCCACUGUAUCUAGCAGGGUCUUUCUGGGAACCCAGAAUCACAGGCAGUGGGGUCCCUGUUGCACCGAGGUUUUCUCUGGGUGGAAAAGGAAAGCACACUUGGCCUGGGAGAUUGCUGCCAGUCGCCACUCCACUACUGCCAUCUCCACCGGCAGAAGCCUCCCGUGUUUUCUUCCCAACUGCAUACUUUUUGUUUUUUGAAAACAGUAUUUAAAAAGGAAGCUGUUAUGAGUGGGGUGGGGCUGCACAUGCCUGUAGGCCACCCUCGGCUGUAUCGUAAGCAUCCGUAAUUGCAACAUAAUAAAGCAAACACACUGGGACAAGUUUAAAGCGUGCAGCACAGUUUUAUCGUAUUUACAUAUUCGUGAAAACCAUGGCAGUAAAUGUGUCUGUCACCCCACGCUUGCUGUGUUCCCUGCUGACUCACUUCCUUCCACCCCUACCUCUCAAAAACCAUUGGUCUGUCUGCCCCAUCAGUUAGUUUCCAGUUUCCAGAUUUAGACCAGUUCAUGGGAUCAUACAAAUGUACCAUAUUACAAUACUAUAUAGACAUAUAUACUCUAUAUACAUAUUUAAAACAGCAUAAUUAUUUUGACACUCACCUGUAGUAUUGCGUGUAUCAAGAAUGGCCUUUUGAGCCGGGCGAUGGUGGCGCACGCCUUUAAUCCCAGCACUCGGGAGGCAGAGGCAGGCGGAUCUCUGUCGAGUUCGAGACCAG
Molecule: messenger RNA, 4763 nt
Organism: Chionomys nivalis (European snow vole)
Lineage: Eukaryota; Metazoa; Chordata; Mammalia; Rodentia; Cricetidae
Gene: Lrrc75b
Product: leucine rich repeat containing 75B
Exons: 4
Coding region: 79-1011 (310 amino acids)
Source: RefSeq, a predicted model, not a curated record